GGCGCCGGGCAGACAUGGUCGGCUACGACCCCGAGGCCAAGUGCGUGUCCACGCUGGAAGCGGCCGCCGCGGGCUCGGCUGCCGGCCUCGUCAACCGGCUCCUCGUCAGUCCCCUGGACGUCGUCAAGAUCCGCUUCCAGCUUCAGAUCGAGCAGCUCUCCUCCAGAAACCCACUGGCUAAAUAUCACGGCAUCUUGCAAGCUGCGCAGCGCAUCCUGCGGGAGGAGGGCUUGUUUGCCUUCUGGAAGGGCCACGUCCCUGCCCAGUUCCUUUCCGUUGGCUACGGAGCUGUGCAGUUCAUGGUGUUUGAGAGCCUGACAAAACUGGUGCACAACGUCACGUCRUACAGCGCCCGCGGGUCCUUCGUGCACUUUGUCUGCGGCGGCCUCGCYGCUUGCACGGCCACGGUGGCCGUUCAGCCUGUGGACACGCUGCGCACCCGCUUUGCUGCUCAGGGAGAGCCAAAGAUCUAUCCCAGCCUUCGCCAUGCAGUAGUGACCAUGUACCGGACAGAGGGGCUGUGGACUUUCUACAGAGGUCUGACCCCCACAAUCAUUGCUGUCUUCCCAUAUGCUGGUCUCCAGUUCUCCUUUUACAACAUAUUUCAGCAGUUUUCCGAAUGGGUGAUUCCAGCUGAACGAAAGGAAGCAGGCAAUGUUAAGAACCUUGUUUGUGGCAGCUGCGCUGGACUYAUCAGCAAAACCCUCACUUAUCCCUUUGACCUGUUCAAAAAACGACUCCAAGUGGGCGGCUUUGAGCAAGCCCGGGCAGCCUUUGGGCAGGUGCGGACGUACAGGGGUCUCCUGGACUGUGUGAGGCAGAUCAUGCGGGAGGAAGGCCCGGGCGGGCUCUUCAAGGGCCUUUCCCCCAGCUUGCUCAAGGCUGCUGUCUCCACCGGCCUCAUUUUCUUCUGGUAUGAGAUGUUCUGCAGCCUGCUGUGCGCUCUGAAGAGCACUGAUAUCACUAAGAAGAGAAGCUGAAGAGGGCACRUAUUUGGCUACCUGUUUUCUUCCUGGAGGGAAGCCGACAGCUUUGCUCUGUCUCAAGCGUGCCMAAAACACCCGAGCUCUGAAUGUAAGAAACUGCCUGCUAGGCCCACACRGCAGCAAGUGAAUGUGAGUUGCCUCCACAGAGCACUUUCUUCUUCUGCCUCCUCGAAUAUGAGCAGAUGUUUAGCAAGGGAAACAGAAAAACAAAACCAAAAAACAAGCGUGAAACUACCUAGAGACUCUGCACUGAAAAGGCACCUGAUAAAGCAGGAGGGAUUCCAGCACUGGCCCUUGGUCACAGAGGUGGAUGCUGCUCUAGCUCGUGCUGUUUUAACUGAUGUCGCUUUGUGUAGCUGCAACCUCACAGCUUUAUUUCUCUGCCCAUGGCCUGCUUGUUGCAGCAUAUUCUUAUAUUGCACAGGUACCACUGCUGUUUGGAAGUCAGUUAAAUUCUCCUGAAGGUGCAGGGGUCCUUGGAUUCCCUUUUCUUUGCUGCCAGCUGCUUCUGUCUGUGACCACUUACCGGCUCUGCAUCUUCAGCUGCCUUAAACACAGUGUCUUCUGGUGAUUCGUGGUGACCCAAACUUGCACUUCCUGGAAAUCUGAUGAGCUUGAUGAAGUCUUAGAAGUGCCCAUCUAUUUCCUGCUGUGUCUUGCCAUGCAUCACAUAGGGUUUUGUGUCACCUCGGGCAUUUUUUCAUAAGGAAACCUACACAUUGAGAACUCUGCUCGGAGGAGAAUUCAACGCACAACAAACCCAAUCCCUGCUUUGGGGUUCUUAGCUUCCCUGCUGCUGUGCAGUGAGCAAACAGAUGCUGUAUAUAAUUUUACAGUCAAUAUUUAAUCUAUGUGAAGACCAUGAAGGAGUGUCCUGUGGAAACUAGGAAAAAAACCACCACAAUUUUGAAUGUUCUAACUGUUUUUCUGAAGUGGCCUCCAAACAUUUCUAAGCCUCUAUUCUCGAGUGGUGCUAACAGAUAAAAAUGUUCUGAGAAGAUCAGCCCAAGCGAGAAGGCUAAACUUGUAAAA
Molecule: messenger RNA, 2018 nt
Organism: Nothoprocta perdicaria
Lineage: Eukaryota; Metazoa; Chordata; Aves; Tinamiformes; Tinamidae
Gene: SLC25A19
Product: solute carrier family 25 member 19
Exons: 6
Coding region: 15-980 (321 amino acids)
Biological process (GO): thiamine pyrophosphate transmembrane transport
Cellular component (GO): mitochondrial inner membrane
Molecular function (GO): thiamine transmembrane transporter activity
Source: RefSeq, a predicted model, not a curated record